ACGGAAACAGCAACAUGGACAAGAAAAUGGACAGACUGCCUAUGGAGAGCGGAAAGAAACUCACCCACAGACUGUAUCCAUCACUGCCCAGUAUCAGCAGGUACGAGGUCUUUAUGCCAGACCGUUUUAUUGAAGACAAUCUGCCUGAAGCUGCUCUUUAUCACUCUGAGAAUCUGCGGGAAGACACACAGUCAGAGGGUUCCACUGCCAACACUGACUUUAGGAUGAAUGCACAGAUACUGAUCUUGGAGGAGCAAAAACAAGAGCUUCUUUCUAUUAAUGAGAAAUGGGCAAAGGAGUACCGAACCAUGGAACAAUACUACAAAGAAAAGGUUCGUCGUUUAAAAGCAUUACUGCCGCAGGAAGUAUGUGACGAGGGAGAAAAGCACAUCACACCAUAUGAAACACUAAAAAUGAAAACACACAGCACACAGACGGGAGACGGUGACAUCAACGGUGAGUUAGUAAAAGCAGAGCGAGAGGUGAAGAGACUACAAGAGCAGAACAGAACUCUGACCCGACGAGGACAGCAUCAGCACGCAGAGAUCACACGACUGAACAAGGCCCUUGAGGAUGCACUUCAGAGCUGUCAGCCUGUGGAAAUGAGCAGCGAAACACUACAGGAUGUGUGGAAACAUCAGGCGGAGGUCUAUAAGGAAGACUUCCUAAAGGAGCGAAAAGACAGGGAGAAGCUGAAGGGGAAGUAUUUAGAACUGGAAAAGAAGUUUAGGAAAGUUCGUCAUGAAGUACACAUCAUUAAAUCUGAGCCCACUUGGACGACGCCACCGCAGCCGCUUGUCGAAUGCGCCUGCGCAAAGCGAGACAAACGUCCGAACUACGACGCUGAGCCGCUCCACCAGCACUGCAACUACCUCCAGAGACGACACACGCUCAAAGACAAACUGUGAACAUCGACCGCCUCCUCUGUUUUUUUGUGCGACGGCGUGUGACGUAUCAGGCAGGACUACCUCCGGGAAAGUUCAGUGUUCUGUUCCAGUCGGCCGCAGGUUUGACCUCAGGCGGUGGGGGUGGUCUUAGAGUAGACCCCCGGUCCAUUCUGUGGUCAAACUGCAUGUGAAGCUCAUGUACAGCAGGAAGGAGAAAAGCAGCCAAGUUUGGGACUUAUCAAUUGUUGUACAGUCUAAACACUAUGACUCAUGGGUAAUGUUUAUCUAAGGCACAGGUGUCAAACAUGCGGCCUGGGGGCCAAAACCGGCCCACCAAAAGUUCCAAUCCGGCCCGCGGGAUGAAUUUGCUAAGUGC
This is a messenger RNA of Sphaeramia orbicularis (orbiculate cardinalfish), 1263 nucleotides long. RefSeq names its product TNFAIP3-interacting protein 1-like. The transcript is spliced from 10 exons. The record is from RefSeq and is a predicted model, not a curated record. Gene Ontology annotation, biological process: regulation of transcription by RNA polymerase II; cellular response to lipopolysaccharide. The coding region runs from base 15 to 908 and encodes 297 amino acids. NCBI's taxonomy places the organism in Eukaryota, Metazoa, Chordata, Actinopteri, Kurtiformes, Apogonidae.